Messenger RNA from Artibeus jamaicensis (Jamaican fruit-eating bat), 953 nucleotides. RefSeq names its product transmembrane protein 14C (gene TMEM14C). Lineage: Eukaryota; Metazoa; Chordata; Mammalia; Chiroptera; Phyllostomidae. Gene Ontology annotation, biological process: regulation of heme biosynthetic process. Gene Ontology annotation, cellular component: mitochondrial membrane. The record is from RefSeq and is a predicted model, not a curated record. The transcript is spliced from 6 exons. The coding region runs from base 155 to 502 and encodes 115 amino acids.
CCGGGACGCAAAGCGGCGGAGCGACGUUUUUGACCCGGACUCCCCGCCCCACGGCCUGUGGUCGGUAAUUAAUCGGAGCAGACCCGUAGGAAAGCGGUUCGGGUACUUGGUGCAGACCCGGUGUAGUCUUCUGUCUGGACUGUGAGAGGGAACAAUGCAGAAGGACUCUGGCCCACUAGUGCCUUUACAUUGGAUUGGCUUUGGCUAUGCAGCACUAGUUGCUUCUGGUGGGAUCAUUGGUUAUGCAAAAGCUGGUAGUGUCCCAUCCCUGGCUGCUGGGCUCCUCUUUGGUGGUUUAGCAGGCCUGGGCGCUUACCAGCUCUCUCAGGAUCCAAGGAACAUUUGGGUUUUCCUAGCUACAUCUGGAACCUUGGCUGGCAUUAUGGGAAUGAGAUUCUACCACUCUGGAAAAUUUAUGCCUGCAGGCUUAAUUGCGGGUGCCAGCUUGCUGAUGGUCGCCAAACUUGGAAUUAGUUUGUUCAAUAGACCCCAUCAGUCAUAGUCAUGUUCCAGCUUGGACUCUUUAAGAAUUUUAAAACUACCACUACUUUUAGUAUAUUGAGAGAAGUAAGUGCAGUAUUUUCAAUAUGCAGACAUUUUACUUAAAAAAAAAACAAAAACCUUCAACUUUGCAGAGAGAAGUAUCAGCCAUUAUUAUUACAACCCUAAAGAGAUGGGUAGCAUAUAACAUGAGAAUUUAUAAUACCCUCAUAUAAUUUGAUUCUUGUAUGUUGAUGUUAUUUCUUCUUCCUGUACUUAUACGUAAAGUCUCAAGGGGUAAAAUGUUAGGUGUUAACAUUGGGGGCCCUAAAACUCCCCACGCCCAAGAACAUUGUGAAAAAAAACAUCACGAGAUUUGGGAUACCUGUUCUUCUGCUUGUCUUAGAGCACGGACCUACUUUGAAAUUAUGUAAAGGAAAUAUUAGUAGAAAUAAAGUUUAGUAUAAAUAAUA